CGCGCGCCCUCUCCUGCGAGGCUCACCGCGCCGAGGCUUUUCGUAGCGAAGGCGGUUCGGGACGCGGCCCGGGGCCACCAGGGGCCCAUCCCCGCUCCAGGCUCGGAUGGGAGGCGGAGGGAGGAGCCUGGGAUGCUGAGGCUGAUGGCCAAUUGCUGCAGCUGGUUCAAGCGGCGGCAGGAGCCCGUCAGAAAGGUGACUCUUGUGAUGGUGGGACUUGAUAAUGCUGGUAAAACGGCAACGGCAAAAGGAAUCCAAGGAGAAUAUCCUGAAGACGUAGCUCCUACUGUUGGAUUUUCCAAAAUUGACCUUAGACAAGGGAAGUUUGAAAUCACCAUCUUUGACUUGGGAGGUGGAAAAAGAAUUCGGGGAAUCUGGAAGAAUUACUAUGCUGAGUCCUAUGGGGUAAUAUUUGUCGUGGAUUCCAGUGAUGAAGAGAGAAUGGAAGAGACAAAAGAGACAAUGUCAGAAGUGCUAAGACAUCCUAGGAUAUCGGGAAAGCCUAUAUUGGUGUUGGCAAAUAAACAAGACAAGGAAGGGGCUUUAGGAGAAGCUGAUGUGAUUGAAUGUCUGUCUCUGGAAAAAAUGGUCAAUGAACACAAGUGCCUAUGUCAGAUAGAACCUUGUUCAGCAAUCUUGGGAUCUGGAAAGAAAAUUGACAAGUCCAUUAAAAAAGGCCUUUAUUGGCUGCUAGAUAUCAUUGCAAGAGACUUUGAUGCCUUAAAUGAACGCAUCCAAAAGGACACAACAGAGCAACGUGCUCUUGAGGAACAAGAGAAACGAGAAAGGGCUGAACGAGUGCGAAAAUUACGAGAGGAAAGAGAACAGAGAGAGCGAGAGCAGGCUGACCUCGAUGGAACCAGUGGUCUGGCUGAGGUGGAUCCAGAGCCAAUUAUUGUGAAUCCUUUCCAGCCGAUAGCAACUGUAAUCGUUGAGAAUGAAAAAAAACUUGAAAGAGAGAAAAAGAGGCAAAAUGUGGAGAAAGACUGUGAUGCUUGCCCCCUGAGAAAUAAAAUGGAGCGUGAGCAAAUGGAAACACAGAGCCAGAUCAGUGACAGUAGCCAGAAAAGCAAUGAGUUUGCAACCAUAGAAAAUUAUAAUGAAGCAUUAACACAGCAGUUGGAGAAUGAAGAGACAGACCAGCCAUCAUCAGAAUCAGAUAACAGUAAAAAGAAAACUAAGAAACUAAGAAUAAAAAGAAGUCACCGUGUAGAACCUGUGAAUACAGAUGACUCUGCUCCUAAGAGCCCAGUACCACCCCCGCCGCCCCCUCCUGUUGGCUGGGGAACCCCCAAAGUCACUAGACUUCCAAAACUUGAGCCUCUUGGUGAAACACGUCAUAAUGAUUUUUAUGGGAAGCCACUGCCUCCGCUGGCGGUGCGACAGAGACCAAACGGUGAUGCUCAUGACAUGAUCUCAUAACCAAGUUGCAUGGAUGAGCUGCCUUAAUAUCAGCAAGAUGACCUAGAAGACCUUCUUUCUCAAAAAAGAAAAACCCUGUACAUUGAUGGCUGGGGCAAGAUUACCAUAGCAAUUCAGCAAGGAGAUUGAUAACCAAAGAUCUCACUGAUCUGAUAAUUACUUAUUCAUGUUGUUCAUGGUUUAAUAAAAAAAAAAGGAAGCAAAAAGACCAGCAGAUGGGAUGAGCAUUAUGUAUCAAAUUAGCAGGAGUUAGUAUUGACUCUGGUUUAUACAUCCCCACUCUUGGGCAUAUUCCUGAAGGAAAACCUUUCAGAAAAAGCCAGUGGACUUUGCACACUUUCAUUACUAUUUGUUUAAUAGUCUUUAUUUCUGUACCGUAAACCUUUUUUGUAAGAUACAUGUGCAUGGAAGAGGAACUCUUGGGAAUUUAUAACCUAAAUUUUUAACUUUUUAUAUUUUUCUAAAACUUUUGUUUAAGAAUUUUAUUACUAUGAUAUUGACAGUAUACUUUUCUAUAGAUGCUUUGUUUAAAUUGUAUCUGGAAAAUAGAGUUGGUAUACUGGACAAACAUUAACUAUACAAACGAUAUAUUUAUAUGUUUUGAGGUAUGUUUUAUAAUAGUAUUGUUCUUGAAGUAUACAUACUAAUUUGACCUAAUUUUAAAAUAAUACUUUUUAAAAAUAGAUUCUCAGAUCUCUAUUCUAACAAAUUAUAUUACUUGAAAGCACUACCCAAGCAGAAAGUUCAAUUUUUUGUUGUUGUUUUCUUUGAUGAUGAUCCUAAUAAAAGAGACUUGAAAAAUGAAAUAAAAAGGUUAUGUGAGAUAUUAUUAAAAGUCCCAAUAAGCCCCUCUUUAAAAGGUAAAACCCUUCAGAGAUCAUUUCUCCUUGUCACUCCUUUGUCUAUCAGCAGCUACAAUGACUCGUAGGUUAUUGUAAUUCUUUAGUGCCUUGAAAUUAAAGGCAAAAAGACCGAAAAGCUAUUGAAGUUUCAGAAACUUGUGUUUCAUAACAGGGAUAUACUUGGGUACUAAAGCAAGAAUGAAGAAACAAUUCCAAAAUAAUUUUUAUAAAUAAUUCCAAAAUAAUUUCUCAUUUUAAAAUAAUAGCAUUUCUCUUGCACAGAAGAAUGGCAUCUAUAGGAUUCUUUAUUUGUCUGGCUUUUAGAUGUAUGUUUUGAAGAGUAGAUUCAUAAUGUUGCAUUUAAUUGAAAGCACAUAUUUCUGUCACGGUAAAAAUACUACAAACGGUAUGAUUCCUAUAUAACCUUGUCAAAAUUGGUUAACUUGGUAACUUGUACUGACAAUAAUAUGAGAAGUAUGUUGAAGGCAGUUUAGUGUGAUUAUUUGAAAGUUUUACUUGAGAGCAUCACCAUUUAUUUGCAUUUUAAACUUCCUGAACUUUCAUUAAUCAGGUCACUUAUUACUCGAGUCAGCUUUUUUGAGUUUUGUACAUGGAACCCACCUAGCAUUCUACUUCAGACAUAAAAUUCGUAACAACCUAAAUGUGAUAGGCAGCUGAAAUGUAAGGAAAAUCAACACAAGGAGACAGAUAUAAAUUUUGAACUGGAUUUUAGAGAAAAAACUCAUUUGUAUAUCUUUUUGGUUUCUUUUGUAACAUUUACAUUUCUUCAUUUAAAAAAAAAACUAAACUCAUACUUUUGCCAUCUUUUUAAAAUUCAUCUAAUUUGAGAAUAAAUGUUUUUUUUUAAAUUUGUGGUUACUGUACUAUACAAUAAUCACUGAGCCCAUUUAAUUAAAAUAAUUUUGAAAUUAAAUAAUGAAGCAGAAUUCAUGUUUUAUAUAUCUCAAAAAUUAAUUUGUAUUCUUAAAGGAUUCUAAAAAUACUUUAAAAGAAGUUUUGUAAAUCCAGG
Messenger RNA from Myotis myotis, 3294 nucleotides. It is a transcript of the gene ARL13B, whose product is annotated as ADP ribosylation factor like GTPase 13B. The transcript has 10 exons. Gene Ontology annotation, cellular component: ciliary membrane; motile cilium; non-motile cilium. The record is from RefSeq and is a predicted model, not a curated record. Gene Ontology annotation, biological process: receptor localization to non-motile cilium; non-motile cilium assembly. Bases 133 to 1422 code for a protein of 429 amino acids. Gene Ontology annotation, molecular function: GTPase activity; GTP binding. NCBI's taxonomy places the organism in Eukaryota, Metazoa, Chordata, Mammalia, Chiroptera, Vespertilionidae.